AUGUCAGAAAAUUUUAUUAAUGCUAUCCAAGAACGUCCUAUAUUAUGGGAUAAAAGGAAUAAAAAUUAUCACAACCGGUUAUUAUCGUACCGUGAAAGGGAGGAUUUGGCCAAAUUAACCGGGACUACAAACGCUGCUAGUUUGGAAGACUAUUUGGCCCUGGACGUGACUGACAGUGACUACACCCAACUCCAUGAAUCUAUGUCUACGUUGCAAGAAAUGCCACAGAAUACAACAACAGAUAUUAACACAUGUCAAGCGCCUUUGCCUUCACCCUCGUUGCCAGACAUCACAAGACAAACACGCAAAAGAAAAUAUAAUGUCCUAGAAGCAUUCCUCGACAUCGAGAGAGAGAAGAUGAAAACUCUUCGCCAAGAUCAAGAUCGUCAUCAGUAG
Molecule: messenger RNA, 396 nt
Organism: Parnassius apollo (apollo)
Lineage: Eukaryota; Metazoa; Arthropoda; Insecta; Lepidoptera; Papilionidae
Source: the annotation of a GenBank genome assembly